UACACGCUUUUUACUGGUAAAAGCGGUUGCACAAAGGAAACUGAAGACACGUUUUCCUCUUUCUUGAUAAUAAAUCUGUAUUUUUUUUUUUUUUUUAACCCAGAUGAUAUCAAAGACUUGUCGAGUUUUGAAUCAAAUUGAAGGAAGUUCGCAGUGUUUCAAGGGGGAAGCAAUGGAUCUAAGAUCCAUAUCAUAUUAGAAUCAAAAGAGGCUGAACUACUAAAAACUUCUUGCAAUGGAUUAUAGCAAUGGCCGUUUCUUGUCCAGUAUGGAUUUUCCAAUUGUUUUCCCCCUACUGGUUGUUGGUACCAUCACAUUAAUUAUACUUCGGGUUAUUUACAUUAUAUACCGAAGCAGCAAACCGGUUUAUUCUAGGUCACCAGGACCCCUCAGUACACUUAUUAUUCUGGGCUCAGGUGGGCAUACUGCAGAGAUGCUAAAUUUGUUAGCGGUUUUACAGAAAGAAAGGUUUAAGCCACGAUAUUAUGUUGCUGCUGCAACUGAUAAUAUGAGUCUUCAAAAGGCUCGCUUUUUCGAGGAUUCCUUGGUGGAUGAGGCAGGCAUUGACGUAGUAGGAACUGCUCAUUUCAUGCAAAUAUAUAGGAGCCGAGAGGUUGGUCAAUCGUACAUAACUUCUAUUGGAACAACCUUGAUUGCUAUAGCGCAUGCAUUGUGGCUAAUGGUUAGGAUGCAGCCCCAAGUGAUUUUGUGCAAUGGCCCUGGAACUUGUAUACCCCUAUGUGCAAUUUCAUUUCUUUUAAAGGUUUUCGGGAUUAGGUGGUCAUCAGUCUUCUAUGUUGAGAGCAUAGCUAGAGUGAAGAGGCUAUCUUUGAGUGGAUUGCUUCUUUACAAACUACAAUUGGCUGAUCAGUUGUUUGUGCAAUGGCCGCAACUAAAAUCGAAGUACCCUCGAACUAAUUACGUGGGCCGUCUUAUGUGAACUGGUUUCUUUUAUGCACCCGCUGUUACGCUUGUCAAGCUAGCUCCUAUUAUCUAUAUCAUAGCAUAAUAUUUUACCCAUGGAAAGUAUUAAUUAUUUUCCAGAAGUUAUUGACUCAUCUAAUAAAGAUAUAUAAUACUUUGAAACAGAAGUUUGGGUA
Olea europaea var. sylvestris is the source of this 1100-nucleotide messenger RNA. Its product is annotated as UDP-N-acetylglucosamine transferase subunit ALG14 homolog. NCBI's taxonomy places the organism in Eukaryota, Viridiplantae, Streptophyta, Magnoliopsida, Lamiales, Oleaceae. Gene Ontology annotation, biological process: dolichol-linked oligosaccharide biosynthetic process. The transcript has 6 exons. The coding region runs from base 236 to 940 and encodes 234 amino acids. The record is from RefSeq and is a predicted model, not a curated record. Gene Ontology annotation, cellular component: UDP-N-acetylglucosamine transferase complex.